Leptosia nina is the source of this 204-nucleotide messenger RNA. Lineage: Eukaryota; Metazoa; Arthropoda; Insecta; Lepidoptera; Pieridae. The record is from the annotation of a GenBank genome assembly.
AUGAGUAGCGAAAGUGGUCAGAAACGCCGGCGGGGCCACACCAUAAAGGGCAGGACCGCAAGACAUCCAAUUAGAAGGAAUGCAUCGCCAUCAGUAUUGGUACAGGAGGCUGCAUCGAACUCAGUAAUAAAUGGACAAAAGUGGCAACAAUUGGAAUACAUAGAAGGAUUUUUGAAACUGUUAUUAUGUGCACUGAGGGCGUAA